Molecule: messenger RNA, 1825 nt
Organism: Siniperca chuatsi (mandarin fish)
Lineage: Eukaryota; Metazoa; Chordata; Actinopteri; Centrarchiformes; Sinipercidae
Gene: dync2i2
Product: dynein 2 intermediate chain 2
Exons: 9
Coding region: 184-1701 (505 amino acids)
Biological process (GO): intraciliary transport
Cellular component (GO): ciliary plasm; cytoplasmic dynein complex
Molecular function (GO): dynein heavy chain binding; dynein light chain binding
Source: RefSeq, a predicted model, not a curated record
AAACCCGAACCUAGCACAAGCGUUAAACGUCAGAUGCUAGGAAAACAGUUAUAGCUAACUGACUGCAAAGUGUCACAUAGUUAACACUCUGUCAAACCUGUUUGAAUGUAGUUAAUGCUAGUUAAGAUAGUUCAUGUUAAUCAUUCAAAUUGUCUGUAGCCUGAGCAAACAUCAUUCAUUAGCAUGUUUACUGACGACGUCCUGGACUCAAUAAGUAUUCAGUCUCUGUGGAGGAAAUCUCAGCAGUCGGCCCAGGAGUCGAGAGGCUGUCAGACCAGAUUGGUGCACAGUGCUGAGGCAGAGGUCCAGACUGUGUCGGCUACCAUCAGCUGUACCCAGACAGAGCCACAGUACCAGGUGACACAACAGCUCUUCCAACAAAACCACGACGAGCCGGAGCCGCCCGGCCUGAAGGACUUCCUGCAGCGGGUUGAGGACACAGUCAUCAGAGAGUUGGUCAGAAAUGCCAGGAGUCAUGCCUUCGAUGGCUUCCAGGUGAACUGGGAAGAUCACAGUCAGCUGGUUUCAUGCCUCCAUUGCUUUCAACAUCCCAGCGCUCAAGAGAGAGGUCUUCAUGUAACCAGUGUGUCCUGGAGUUGUACAGGUUCAGUUAUUGCCUGUGCCUACGGUCGGAUUGACGAUGGAGACUGGAGCACGGAGAGGUCGUGUGUUUGUACGUGGAACCUGGACCGUCGAGGCCUGAACCCCAAACAAGCUGAUCUGGUCAUAGAUGUUCCCACUGCAGUGACCGCUCUGUGCUGCCACCCCAGCGAGCCUGCCCUCAUCGCAGGGGGUCUGUACAGCGGCGAGGUGGUGAUCUGGGACACCAGUCGGACUCGGGACCCUGUGUUGGUUCAAACUGGGAUGUCAGUAGACAGCCACAGAGAGCCUGUUUAUGAGGUUGCCUGGGUGCCCCUGCAGAAGAAAGGGGAGUUUGGGGUGCUGAGUGCCAGUUCAGGAGGAAGGGUGCUGCUGUGGACGGUGGACUCGGACCAGGGCGGGUUUGUUCUGAACGCUGCCUACGCCUUAGUCCGACAGCAGGUUCCCCACAGCAGCAGCAGCAGCUUCAAGGCCCGAGGCAGCAGCGCUGUGGGUGUCACUUCCCUGGCUCUGUCUCCCUGGGACUCUGACACCUUCUUGGUGGGCUCUGAGGGCGGCCUGCUGCUCAGAUGCUCCUUCUCCUCCCAGACGGCAGCUACAGUGACCUCUGAAGGCCAGAGUGUGGCACUCAGAGCCCCGGCGGUCUUCUCGUUCAGGCCUCGAAGCGGCCCUGUCCACUCCAUACACUGCUCCCCUUUCCACAGGAACCUCUUUGUGAGUGCAGGGACUGAUGGUCUGGCCCACCUCCACUCUCUGCUGCAGGCCAACCCGCUGCUCUCUCUCAGAGUGUCAGACUCCUACGUGUUUCAGGUGCAAUGGUCUCCAACCAGACCGCUGGUUUUUGCUGCAGCCACCGGACAAGGUGAGGUGCAGAUCUUCGACCUGGGCCGCAGGUCCCUGAGGCCAGCAGCCACCAUCGAGCAGGGAGGUGUGGGCCAAGCUGCAACUUGUUUGGCCUUCAACUGUCAGAACCCUCACCUCUUGGCAGUGGGGAAAACAGAUGGGACAGUGGGCGUUUGGCAGCUGAGCGCCAAUAUUACUGAGCAGAUCCCCAGAGAGAGCGACCAGCUGGAGCAGAUAGCCAAUCAGGUGGCAGAAUGAGAAAAAACAGUUGAAGACUGCGGCAUGGGACUGAUUUGUGAACUGUGUUUUGUAAAAAAAAACCCCAAACAAUUAAAUUGUGGAAGUGAAAUAAAAACAACCGAAUAGAGGUUUCCAGUUCUAA